GUGCACCAUCCCGGUCAAGGGCAGCCACGCUUGUGGGAGGCACUGCACGCUCAUCUGUCACUCUGGUCUGGCCACAUUUGGGGGGGUUUAAUGCUUCCUGUAGCCUUUUGUAGUUAUCUCAGCAGAGACUCGCCAGUAUUUCACAGAAUGUCUCUUCCGUGUUUACAGUGGUAUGUGGCUAUGCAAGGGAGAGGUGCCAAAACCCCAACCGGUAGAUGCACAGUUCAGCCGUGUGCUAUGGGAGGGGCUCAGCUGCUGCUGGGUUCCAUGGGCAGGUGGCCUAGAAGCAGCGUUUUAAAGCCAUGAUGAAAUAAGUUGGCUGUGCAGAAGGAUAAAAGAUAAAACUGAGGUAGUUGUUGCGUGUCUGGAGUUUCAGACCUAUUUGGUGAGACAAUUCGGUUUGGCCUCUGGAUGCUUUUCAUCAAUCUUGCUGCAUGGGUUUCAGCCCUACAUAAAACACCAUAACAUGGUCUGCCUGUGGUCUAGCCCAAUGACUGAAUAGCAGUGCAACCAGGAGUGUGGUACCUGACCAAGAGUCUCUCCACUGCUGCAUUUUCUGUCAGGUGUUGGGAGUUACAUGAUUUAAUCCAGUAGUUGCAGAUAGUUGUGCCUCAGAGCUGAGCAGAGGUUAUGCUCUUGUGAUAUUUGUAUGGGGCUGGGGCGUUGGAGUAUUGAUUCACGCAGAAGGGGGUAUGUUGGCAAAUAAUGUCUCUUGAUAAAGCAGCUAAUGUGGUUUAGGGGAAAGAGAAAUUUCCAGGCAAAGAAAUAAUUCUUUAGAACUAAAAUAGUAAGUGAAGCUUCAAAGUUAAAUAUACCCUGAGAACAGUUACUUGCCUUAGCUGCAUAGCAAACUGUCCAAGAGAAACAGUAGCAUACGUGGUACAGAGAAAAUCUUGCAGGGUGGUGGAAAGAGAUGGUAGGUGUUUUAUCUCCAACCAAAGACAAUUGGGUUGCUUGAGACACUGCUUGAGGGUUUUGUGAAGGAAAAGGGGGAGCUUACAACAUGCCAUAAAACCUGUACUUCUGUCAAGUGUCUGGUUUUUGGUGUCCAGUAGAGCCUGGGGGUGAAAAGCUCAUCUUUAAAUGAUGUUCUUCAGGACUUCCUUGAACCCAGAGAGAUCAGAGUCUGUUGUGUAGAAAAUCAUCUCCCUUCUUCACUCUGCUUAUGUGCUUUUGUGUCCUUUAAUGUGCAGAGAAGCUAGAGAGGAGCAAACCCCCAAUGUGGUCAGGGUAUGGAGCGCAGGCCUACAAGAGGUAGAGGGAACUGCACCAGUUUAAUUUGGCAGACAGGAUGCGAAGGGACAAGCUAAUAGCAGACUGCACCUAUGCACAGGGCAGUUAGAAAGAGCCCAAAGCCCUAUGCUUGUCGGGGGUGCCAGGUGCUAGACCAAAGUAAUGCUGCCACAAGCUGUGCUGCGCAGUCAGGCUGAGCAUUAGGAUAAGCUCUUCCCCCAGGAGGGUGGUGCAGUCAUGGAGCAGGUCCCCAGCAAUGUGGGGGAGCCCCAGCCUUGGGGUGUCCAGUCUUGGCUGGGUAAAGCUCCAGUCACCUUGGCUGGUGCCAGCCCUGCUGUGAGCAGGCUGUGGGGCUGGAGAGAGGUGGAGGGCCCACCCCACCUCUGCUGCUCUCAUUUUAUGGAUUCAUUCUGGUGUGGAGAGGUGGAUUAGUUUACCUGUAGAGUGAGCAGAUGCUCCUUUGCGGGACCAGGAACUGCACUGUUCUGUAUUCACUGGAAGGGGAGCUGUAUUUGUUGAAGUCAUUGCUCAGGUCCAGCCAGGAGACAGUUGGUGCAUGUGGCGCUGCAGGAAUUCUCUUUCCAGUGAGGAAACGAGCUGGGAACUAACUGUCCACAGAGCAUACUGAGAAAGCCCUGGGGAGGUUGGUGAAGAAGCUGAACCAUGAGGCAGCAAAGCCAGCCAGCGGAAUAAUCCUGAGCUAUAUGAACAGGAGCAAUGCCUGUUCAAGGGAUGUGAUUGUCCCCCUCUGCUCAGCACUCUAAUGAGCAUGUCUAGUUUCUGCAUCCAGUUUUCCAGCCCGCAAUACAGGAAACAGUUUAGAAACUGGAAGAAGUUCAGUGGAGGGCCACCAUGAUGGUUAGGAUGCUGGAGCACUUGCCUUUUGGGGAGAGGCUGAGGGAACCGGCUUCUUCAUCCAUAGAGAAGACAAAAUUUUGGGAGGCCCUAGUGGCAGAAGCUCCCCAAUAGCUACGAGGAGGUCAUCAAGGAGAUGGAGCCAGGUUCUUUUAAUGGUACAUGGCAGGAGGAUGAGAAAAUGGGCUUAAGUUGAAACUCGAGAGGCUUAGACUGGAUUUACAGAGAAACUUCUUUCCCAUGAGAGCCAGGCAGCAGAACAGGCUGCCUGGGGAGGUUCUGCAGUCCUGCAUCCUUAGAGGUUUUCAAGACAUGCCUGGCUAAAUCCCUGAGUAACUUGUUCUAACCCCACAGGUAACUGCUGUGAGUAGGAGGCUGGGCUCCUAAGGUCAGGCCUGUUUGAAGGUCAGGAGAGAUGGCUCACAGAUUUCUCUGCAGAGCAGAUAUUCCAGUAACUGUUCACAGGCAAGCCCUGAACGAAGACAAUGGGUUUGCAGGUUGUUAUAAUUACUCUGCCCUUUAUCAACCUGUCUGUAUGCUCCAAGUUCUAACUUACUAGCUCUCAGGAGACAGCCUAUUUCUAGUCUCUUUUGCCCUUCCCACUGAGGAGUUUUCUACUCACUUGUGAACCACCUUUCCUGCAGGUGGCUAGCUGAUAGGUAGCCCAGCUCUUGUCACUGAGCAGAUGACGCAACGUGAGCUCUUCAGAGCUAAACACCAGACUUGGUCAGAGUUUUGGACAAAAUUGCAGAUCCCACUUUGAGUUGGCUUUUGUGUCCUGACUUGUUACCAAAAGGAUCACUGGAUUGUGUAAAAGGGCAUGUUGGAGGGAGGACAUGGCACUGGCACUGGCUCUGUGUGAAGCAUUACUACGGGACAGAACCCUGAGAGCUGGUACCCAGAGACUGAAAAAGGUUACAGAAAAACAAAGAAUUUAGGGGGUGGGACCGAAACAUUUUUGUCUAACUUGUUUAUGAUUUGUGUAGAGAAGAGUAUUUCUUUUGGGGUGACCUUCUAAUCAAGUAAGCAAAGGUGGUAUUUGCUACUGGCUGCUACUGAAAUUAGAUAAAUUAAACUACAUUGUAAAGCAGUGUUGUACCAUUAGGACUAAUUAUUCCUUAGGGCAUCUCAGCUUGAGGUGAGGUAGGCUCUUUACUGCUUUUGUUGAGAGUGAAGUGCUUUCUGGCUCGGUCAGAAGUUACUGGGUUCAGUGUCAGACACUGAAACUCUCCUGUGUGAUGCCAAAGCCUAAACUUUCUUAUCUUAGAGCCUUAUUUAGCUUUAAAAGGUAAGAAUUCUUGACCUAGCCAUAGAUCUCUUGAGUGCCUUUACACAGCUUACUUAUACCAUAUCUAUGCAGAAAUUUUUCAUUAAUGUAGCUAAAUGUGUUGUUUAAUGAAUUUGAAUGUAUGGGAGAAGUGCUGCCAGUACAUUAACAUGAUUAUAGGCUACCAAAGUUAGUAACUAAGAUGCACUGAUGCUUCAAAAGAGGAAAAAGAGGAACACAGCACCUAGAAGAAAAGCAAAGGCAUGCACCAGGAUUGUUAGUAAGGCAGUAAUUAACAAUUAUCAUUUUGUCUUUUUAUUAUUUUCUACUAUUACUGCAAAAAAAAUCCUUACGAAGGUGUAUUCUCGUCUCCCUAAUUCUUGCCUGCUGAAAGAUAAAUCUGGCAGGUAGAAAGAUAUUGCUUUCCCUGGGGAAUAAGCAUCUUUAAAAGCAGAGUGAUGAGCCAUCCCAAAUGCCUGAGUCCUGGGGAGCCCAGUGAGGUGGUGUCUGAGGAGAGGAAGUUUCAGCUAGUCACAGAAAGAUCCCGGGGGCUUUACACAUGGCAGGGAGCACACCCAAAUGCAGAGGGAGCAUGUGACAAACUCCACGCUGAGAAUGCUGUAUUCAGAUUGUAAAACUUUGCAGAGCAUUUGGGCUGUAAUUCUUUUCUCUCCUACCUUCUCAGGUGCACUGGACCAAAGAGGAGAAUUAUAUGUUCAGGCUCUCAGCGUUCCAGGAUCCAUUGCGGAAUUGGCUCCGGGAUAACCCACGCACCAUUUCCCCUGACCCUUUCUACCAGCUCGUGCUUCACUGGCUGGAAGAGGACUUGCCAGACUUGUCUGUCUCUCGUGAGAGAAGCCGGCUGCAGUGGGGUAUCCCUGUCCCCAGUGACUCAACACAAACUAUUUAUGUAUGGGUAGAUGCCUUGGUGAACUAUCUGAGCGUGGUGGGCUACCCCGAGACACACGGCGAGUGGUGGCCUGCUGCACACCAUGUUGUGGGCAAGGACAUCCUCAAGUUUCACGCUGUCUACUGGCCAGCGCUGCUGAUAGCAGCAGGGCUGGCUCCCCCUGAGCGAAUCUUUGUGCACUCCCACUGGACUGUCCAUGGGCAGAAGAUGUCCAAAAGCCUGGGCAACGUGAUUGAUCCUUUUGCUUGUAUCAGACAGUACACAGUAGAUGGAUUUAGGUACUUCCUGCUAAGGCAGGGUGUCCCUGAACGGGAUUGUGACUAUUAUGAUGAGAAGGUUGUUAAGCUAGUGAAUUCAGAACUGGCAGAUGCACUUGGGGGGCUUCUGAAUCGGUCAACGGCCCUCAGCAUUAACCCCAGCAACACUUACCCUUGUUUCUCACAGUCUUGUUUUCCAAAUGUCUUGGAUUACAGGGAGACAAAAGGCAUGGGCAGGGCUUCUGCUGAAGACUAUGAGUUCGUGGCAUCUGUGGCUUCCCUGCCUCUGCAGGUGGCUAGUUAUUUUGAAGGUUUCCAGAUCUACAAGGCUUUAGAAUGUAUUGCCCUGUGUGUAAGGCAGACCAACAGUUUCUUCCAGAGACACAGGCCUUGGAAACUCAACCGAAAAGACCCUGCAGAGCAGCUGUGGCUUGACACCAUCAUCCACAUUACGCUGGAAUGUCUGCGUGUCUAUGGGACUCUCCUCCAGCCCGUGAUCCCACACACUGCAGACAGGUUGCUUUCCAGGCUGGGUGUUGAGCCAGAAGAGAGAGAUCUCUCAAGUUUGACAUUUCUGCCACGCUACAGUGGGAAGCUAUGUCCCUUUGAAGGCAGACAGCUUGGACCUGACACCGGCAUCUUAUUUCACAGAGUAGAGAAGCCAAGACAGCAGCAGAUAGAAACCAAGAAGCUGUAGUCUCUGACAACAGCUUCUGUAAAUAAAAGCCUCUGGGAACUCCCAGAAAA
This is a messenger RNA of Falco peregrinus (peregrine falcon), 5269 nucleotides long. It is a transcript of the gene MARS2, whose product is annotated as methionyl-tRNA synthetase 2, mitochondrial. Gene Ontology annotation, biological process: methionyl-tRNA aminoacylation. The transcript has a single exon. The record is from RefSeq and is a predicted model, not a curated record. The coding region runs from base 4068 to 5219 and encodes 383 amino acids. Gene Ontology annotation, molecular function: ATP binding; methionine-tRNA ligase activity. Lineage: Eukaryota; Metazoa; Chordata; Aves; Falconiformes; Falconidae.